Molecule: messenger RNA, 360 nt
Organism: Aspergillus melleus
Lineage: Eukaryota; Fungi; Ascomycota; Eurotiomycetes; Eurotiales; Aspergillaceae
Product: Phosphatidylinositol-4-phosphate 5-kinase
Exons: 1
Coding region: 1-360 (119 amino acids)
Source: RefSeq, a predicted model, not a curated record
AUGUCGAAGGAGGAGGCCGAGCGACACCGGGAGUCUCGGGUAUCGGAACAGCGUUCGUCUUCCGUUGAAAGGACAAUGCAGGCGGCUGAGAAAGAGGCGGCUAAAGAUGUGACAAUAGCUAACCCCCGAACGUUGUCGACUGUGCGGGAUCCGGCCGACCCCAGCGGCAGUGUCCCUGCAUCGACGCUACCCAUUGUGGACGAGGCCGGCGAGGCCAGCAGUGUUGGCGGUCAAAGUCAACACAGCCGACAAGGCCCGUCGCCAGUACCAGAGAAAGAUCUACCGCCGUUGCCUAACCAUCCCCCCAACCAUCAUCACCACGCUUUUGGUUUCGGCGGGAAAGGCAAGGCGGUGGCUUAG